UUAAGGUGUACAUGAACUUUAAGGAGGGUCUAUUGAACAGGCGUCACCAAUAAGCAAUUUUUCAACAUGUUUUCUAAUUGUGAUCACUUAUCUUAUUGUCCUCGUCUGGUUGAUUACUUGGUGUUCGUGGGCCGAGAAGGACAUUCCUAUUCUGAAGAGGUUUACAAUCAGAUACCAAGCAUUUUGAAAUGUUAUCCAUUGUUAAAACAUAAAGACUUUGUUUUGCCUAAUGACGUCGUGUACUUCUGCCAGCCUGAAGGAUGCUUGUCGUCAACCUUGAGUUCAACAAAUAUGGGAACUACAACAUUUGUGUUUACUUUGACGGAUAAAGACUCACAGAAAACUCGUUUCGGGAUAUGCUUAAACUUCUAUCGACAAUGCAAUAUAAUUGAAUCAGUAUGUUCAAAUGAAGAUUUCAAAAGUAAGUGGGAUUCAAAUUCAGCCCUUCGUAAUGCACAUGAAGAUCAAAUACUGGUGAAUGAUAAUAAGCAAUCAAUAUUAACUUCUUUGUGUCUGAUCAGUCACCAUCCUUUCUUCUCAAAAUUUCGUCAGUGUUUGCACUGCCUGAAAGAAAUUGUCGACAGAUGUGAUGAAUAUUUCAAAAAAUUAUACUCUCUCAGAAGUCAGUCUUAUUCCUUCUGGUCAACUAUACUGAGUAAUCAGUUAGCUCAACAAAGAAAUGUUGAUCAGUUAUUAGCUAAAGUUGUCUAUGAAAUAGAAUCUUGGAUUAUUAAUCUUUUAAAUGCACCCGUACCUAUUCCAGGGAAAACGUGCCUACGUCUCACUGUUGGACCAGAAUCAUUUUAUGAAAAAUUGGUAUUUGCUUUACCAGAUAAAACACGUUUAACUUUGAUUGAUUUCCCGUUGCAUUUACCAUUGGAGCUGUUAGGUAUGGAGACAUGUUUGAAAGUGUUAACUGCUAUUAUGUUAGAACAAAAGGUUGUACUACAAUCUAGAGAUUAUAAUGCUUUAACAAUGUCAGUGAUGGCACUUACAGCUAUGCUCUAUCCACUUCAGUAUAUGUUCCCUGCUAUACCUUUGUUGCCGAAUAGUUUAAAAGGAGGGGAAAAUUUAUUACUUUCUCCAACACCAUUUCUAAUUGGUAUCCCAGCUACAUUUUUAAGUCAAAAGACAGAUUUUCGUUUCCCUGCCGAUGUGUGGUUAGUUGAUUUGGAUGCGAAUAAAAUGAUGGGUAGUUCACUUCUAGAACCGAUUCCAUUACUUCCGGAGAAAGAAAGCCAAAUAUUAUGUGAAAAUUUGGAUCAAGCUUUAUCAAGUAUGACUGCAAAUUUAACACCUAAUGAAUCUACGGAAAUUAAUGUAAAAAAUUCUGCCAAUCAAUUAAGGAAUGCGGAUUCAGCUGAUGUUGCCACUCGAGUUGCAAUGGUGCGAUUUUUCAAUUCCCUAAACGUACUAGGCAAUAUUACUGAGCAUACUAGAACUAUUCGUUUAUUCCCUAGGCCAGUGGUCGCAUUUCAAAAAUUCUCAUUCUUAAAAUCACGUCAGACACUUACACCAUUUACUAGGAAAUUAGCUGAAACACAAGCAGUUGAAUUCUUCGCUGAAUGGUGCUUAUAUCCUGAAAAUGAAGUAUUUCAACGAAUUCACGCUGGAGUACAUGAUCCUGAACAAAUUGGUGAUAAAGGAAUAUGGUAUCAAGAUAAUUUAGCACAAAUUAACCUUCAAAUUUGGUCUUCAGAGCAGACGGAUCGAUAUUCGGCUCUAAAUUUUAUUCAUUCAGUUAAUUUAAAUAGUGAUGAUAUAAAAAACUUUGAAAUGGUACAUGAGAACUUUACUAAAUUUAAUACUGCCACUAAUAAUAAUAAUAUCAUGUAUGACUUGAUGAGUCUAUAUAAUCCACCUCAGAAUAUGGAUGAUUUAUUAAAAAAUGCCAUACAACCACAACAGUAUCUGCGUAAAAAUAAGCCUAAACGACGACCUAACCAACAACAAUUGCAACCGAUGGAUUCAUUCGAUCUUGCUAAUGCUCAAGUACAAAAGACUAAUUCUAUUGAAAAUAAUGAAAUUGCGUUGAAUAAAAAAUCUUUACCUGGUCGACUAUUGACUAUACCAUCAAUGGCUGAAUCUACCAGUGAUUCAUCUGAUGAUCAAGAUGAUUCAGAUAUUUGGGAUUUAAAAAAGUCUGUUAAUCAGUCUAUUAUUAAAGAGAAUCCGAAUGAGGUUACGCACGAGGAUGAUAUGAUAAGGGAUAAAACGAAUAAUGUAAAUCAUGUACAGAACAUUGAAAAUAAACAAAUAUUAACGAAUACUUCCAGUGCUUCUAUUAUACGCAAACCUUCUCUGCGUAAAGUUCCCACUACACAACAAACUAAUUAUACUAAUACUGAAAUGAAUAAAAGAUCAGUUCACUAUAAUGAAGAACAGUUAGUAGAAGUAUUGAAUAAAGAUGUAAUUAGCACUGAAGAUGAAGUUGAUAAAGAUGAGGAUGCGGAUGAAAAUGAAGAAGAAGAAUCAGCCGCAGCAGCAGCAGAAGAAGAAGAAAUGGAGGAUGACGAGGAUGAUAUGGAACAAACAUCUGUAGGAAAAUAUUUAUUAAAUAAUUUAAGUGAUAAUCUAGCCGAUGCUGCUAGUCAUGCUAGUACAACUUUAACAGGUUUACUGAAUAAACCCAAGACCAUUGUACGCAAAUCUGGUAGCUUAAUGAAGAAAAUGGCUACGGAAAUUGCCAGUACUACAAAAAUCACGGAUACUACCGGUAAUAAAUCAAGUUAUAUAAACAAACCAUUAGAUGUUAAUAAUAAUGAACCUAAUGGGGAUCUUAUUCAUUCUGCAUCAAAAUUCGUUUUAAAUUUUCCAAAACAACAAUUUUUCCAAUUCGGUGCCAAUAAAUCAAGACAACAGGAAACAGGGUUGCUUAGUAAAAAUAAAAAUAAAAAGUUAACUUCUGGCAAACGAGUUGAUUCUAAUCUUGUCAAUCCAGAACAAAGUUAUGCAGAUCAAGAGUUUCUUCGUGAAGUAGUCCGGUAUAUACACGAGGGUCAGGCAAAUGUUCAAAUGAAAUUCUCUGUCAAUCGUCUUAAAGAAUUACUAAGUGAUGAAAACUACCGAAACUAUUUACUAUCAAAGUUAAAUCUUGGACUUUCUAAAUCAUUUGAUGAUCCAGAUGAAUGUAUCCCAGAUGUUCCAAUCAUUAAUAUGAAUGGAUACAAAUCACAUAUUUGGCUAUUACAAUGUGUAAUACAUGGUCUGGAACAAACAUGUACAAAUCAUGGGAUAGGUGGUUUAGCUAGUGCCAUGAUGUUAUUGGAAUUAUGUCAUACACAUUAUUUGAAUAUGAGUACUGCAGUUUUGCCUAGUAAACUUCAUGGAUCCCAAGUAAGUUGAACUUCUUCUUUAAAAUGAUUCACUCAACAUGUGUUAGUUGAGAUAUGUAUAUCGAAUUGUAAUGUGGCCUGUGGCCUAAGUGACUUUAUUUCGUAUGCAAAAUGCAUUGAUAUAGGUUGGUCAUGAUUGGUUUGAAAGAAAUCCUGGACCUAAGUUUCGUGGUAGUUGGCGCUCGAUUGACAGCAUCUGAUUAGUAUUUUAAGGUUACACAAAUAUUAUAUAUUGAGAGAUCAUUCAAUUGUAAGUCUUUUUAUGGAUAACUUUUGAAGAUAAAAAUAGUCCCAUAAAUGACACUUCACUAAAUUCACAAAAUAUAUGAAUAUAUAUAUUUAUUUAUUAAAUUAAAGUCGAAAUGUGGUAAAUGAUUUGGAAAAGUUUGAGGAGAUUGAUUAGCUCACGGUCGCUUGCCAUCUGAAAUUGCCUUUACAUGAAGAACUAUGGAAAAUAAAAACUGUGGGGAUGGCAUCGUACGGUUUUGUUCUGGUUUGGAACUCAUUCACUGAUCAUCAUGAGAGUUCUUCUCAAACCUUCUGUGUCAGUUAUAGUGUGGUAUGUGCUGCUUGUGUCGACAUAAGUAGUAUAUAACACCAGUUAUGAAUGAAAUACAUGGCAGAAGAAGGUUGGUGAGAUCGAAUCGAAGAGAUCAGGAUCAGAGAGUAAUUGUUAUGGAUAUGAAGGAACAAUGAAUUUUGAGACAAUUGAUGGACAUCUUUUAAAUGAAGUAAUAAACGUAUGGUUUUACAUUUUACCAAAGAACACAUGGGCCGUCCCCAUAUGUAUUCUCGUUCAUAAAAAUAGUAAUGAUGACAGUUUUGUGUGCGCUUGUUACUGGUUUCGAGAAUUGCAGAAGUUUUAAUAAGAAGCCGUGGCCAGUAAAAUUCAGUUUAUUCGGGAGUGAGGAAAAUAUCAUCAGCGUCUUUAAAUAGUCAUUAGGCUAUACUGAAAGUGAAGUAUUUGAAGUAAAGAAUGUGUUUUCUAGGUUGAAUCGUUGUAUCGGCUCUUAAGCGAGCAUUGUUAAGCGAUUCUACGCCCAGAUGACAUAACUAUUCAAGGCUUUCUGGUUUUUAAAAUUACUGAAACUGGUUUAUCAUGUAAACUUUUCUCAUAUAUAAUACAUUAUACUGGAUUACCGGUGUCAUAAAAUGAAGCACUGACUGUGAAAAAAUCUAAACAAUUUUCUUUGAAAUUGUUCAAUAGUAUUUCAAACGACAGCCAGGAAAUAUCACCAUCCCUCUCAUGCAUGAGGUAUUGUUCAGCUGAGUAUUAAAAGUUUUCUUUGUAUUAUAAAUAUUGACUUAUAAUAAUUUUCUCUGUUUCCCUGUCCUUUCAUCAUUUUCAGUAUUCAACAAGUCAAAAUUUACAA
Molecule: messenger RNA, 4708 nt
Organism: Schistosoma rodhaini
Lineage: Eukaryota; Metazoa; Platyhelminthes; Trematoda; Strigeidida; Schistosomatidae
Source: the annotation of a GenBank genome assembly